Molecule: messenger RNA, 393 nt
Organism: Zasmidium cellare ATCC 36951
Lineage: Eukaryota; Fungi; Ascomycota; Dothideomycetes; Mycosphaerellales; Mycosphaerellaceae
Exons: 2
Coding region: 1-393 (130 amino acids)
Source: RefSeq, a predicted model, not a curated record
AUGAAGUCAAACAUCAUCCUCGUCCUCCCAGCCUUGGUGUCGUACGCUUCGGCCUACACCCUCUGGUUCUACAGCGACAACAACUGCACCAACGACUUCACGGACCACAGCGCACCUGACCCCGGCGAGGGCGUUUACGGCGACUGCGCCGACAUUGGCAUUCGUGCCAAGAGCGUCGCCUUCCGUGCCGACGGCGACGGUACCUUGCUGUAUCUCUCGCUGGGAAACGACGAGGCCGUGGGAGCACAAUGUGUAAAUGGCCAGCAGUGGCUUGAGCCUUCUGAGUAUCUCGACGAUGCCCAGUUGCAGGUCGGCUGCUACGAUACGAGCGACUCCCAGGCGAACCUGGCGAAUACGGGGUUUGUUCAGUAUCAGGUGGGCAAUGAAAGAUAA